AUGGUAAUUGGUUGCUCGAAAUAUUCUGCUGCUAAACAAUAUAAAAUACCAAGACAAACACUACAUGACUAUAUAAAACGAGCACCUGUUGAUAACUUUGUUAAAAAGUUACGUGCAGGACACCCAAGAACACUCUCAGUUUUUCAAGAAAAAGAGCUCAUAAAAGUUCUUCUGAACAUGUCACAGAGAUUGUUUGGUUUGUCUCCAAAAGAUGUAAAACAAAUGGUAUUUCAGUUUUGUGAAGAAAAUAGAAUUGUUCACAAAUUUAAUUGUGCAACUAAGUCAGCAGGAAAAGAAUGGUUUAGGGAAAAAAUAAUGUUUAAUGCUAAUGGGAUGCAGAUUAUUCAACCAUCAAACUUAUUCAACGUAGAUGAAUCUGGAUUGUCUAUUUGCCUUAAACCAGGAAAAAUUGUUGCUCUUAAGGAAAAACACAGUGUUGGUGGCUUAACAAGCUCCGAAAGCGGUAAAACAAUCACAAUAGUUUGUUGCCAAUCAGCAAGCGGGUUUUUUGUCCCUCCGACGUUGAUCUAUCCACGUAUUCGAGUAAAAUCUGAAUUUUUAGAUAAAGCCCCAAUAGGUUCUAUUUCUGAUGGCAGUAAAAAUGGCUGGAUAAAAACUGAGUUGUUUGAAAUAUGGUUUGAUCAUUAUUUGCAAGCAGUCCGGCCUCAGUCAAGAAACCAACCAGUUCUUUUAAUUUUAGAUGGACAUUCAAGUCAUAAAAAAUAUCUUAGUGUUAUUAAAAAAGCGCGCCACUCAAAUGUUCUUAUUUUAUCACUUCCAUCCCACUGCACCCACAAACUGCAACCACUUGAUGUUUCGUUUUUUAAAAGCCUCAAAAUAUUCUAUGAUCAGGAGGUUAGUACUUGGCUUCGUCGCCAUCCUGGUCGUCCCGUAACUGAACUAGAGGUUGGUGAAUUAUUUGGAAAAGCCUAUGGGAAAGCUGCAACUGUUCAAAAUUGUCAGUCAGGGUUCAAAAAAUGUGGAAUAUAUCCAUUUGAUAGAAAUGUGUUUACUGAAGAAGACUUUGCUGCAGCCAAGGCUACUGAUCCCUCGUAUGUUGUAUCAAAAAUUUCAAAACCAAGUAAUACCUCUGAAAUGCACCCUACUCUCAACAAUGGGUUAGACUCUGCUAAAGAAUUAGAUAAUAUUGAUUUUGUUACAGGUUGUGUUAUUGACACUCAAAAAAAAUCUAUUUCACCAAAUUCAUCAUUUACACUUCAGAAGUCAUCAGAAUUAGCCACCUCACACGAUGAAACCUCACAACCUUAUGGUGUUAUAUUUUGA
This is a messenger RNA of Hydra vulgaris (swiftwater hydra), 1284 nucleotides long. The record is from RefSeq and is a predicted model, not a curated record. Lineage: Eukaryota; Metazoa; Cnidaria; Hydrozoa; Anthoathecata; Hydridae.